Calliphora vicina (urban bluebottle blowfly) is the source of this 858-nucleotide messenger RNA. It is a transcript of the gene Svip, whose product is annotated as small VCP interacting protein. Lineage: Eukaryota; Metazoa; Arthropoda; Insecta; Diptera; Calliphoridae. The transcript is spliced from 3 exons. Gene Ontology annotation, cellular component: endoplasmic reticulum membrane. The record is from RefSeq and is a predicted model, not a curated record. Bases 100 to 354 code for a protein of 84 amino acids. Gene Ontology annotation, biological process: negative regulation of VCP-NPL4-UFD1 AAA ATPase complex assembly; negative regulation of retrograde protein transport, ER to cytosol; positive regulation of autophagy.
AACGAAGAAAACAAUGACUCAAUCGAAAAAGUCAACAAAUUGUUUAAUUAUACAUUAAUUUAAUGCGUUGAAGUUUGUUUUUAUAAAUCGUGCAACAAAAUGGGAAGUUUAUGUUCAUCAUGUUGUGGUAGUUCCUCGGAGGAAACAAAUUUAAUGCCAUCGCCCGAGACCCGUAGGAAACAACUCUUGGAAGCGGCCGAAAAAAGACGUCAAGAAAACGAGCAUAGAGGUAUAAAAGAUCCCGAACGGGUCAAAAGGCAGCAGCGACUCAAUGAAGAAAAAGAACGACGUGAAGAAGAGGCAGCACGUAUGGGAGCAACUGGACAGCCCGCAUUAAAGUGGCAGCAAGAUUAAACAACCACCAAUAUGUAUUCUACUUAUUCUUAACAAUAUAAAAGUCUGAAAAAACGCAUCUAAAGUUUUUUUUUAAUUGACCACGAUUACACACAAAAACACUGCUGUAAACUCAAAAAUUCCUUAUGGUUGAAUGGGGUCAAUACUACUAAAAUAUAUAUAAAAAAAUGUAAUAAAGACAUUUAUCUACACUUGUAUACUAAAAUUUAAGUCUAUAUAAUACGUAUACUGCACUCUCUUUCAUUAUUCUACAUUUUUUGUUACAAUAUACAUUUUAUUCUUUGUUACUUUUGUUGUAUUAUGGGAAGCCAUACAAAAUUUACUUUCAAAUUAUUGGUUUCAUUAUUUAAUGUUAUUAAAAAUUGCUUAAUACCAAAUAAAAAUCAUAUACAUAUGUAUUACUAUUUAUCAUAUUUAAUACUAACAUUUAAUACCAAAAUAAAAAUAACAUGUUCUAUUUAAUAAAAUAAAGUAAUUUGUUGUGCUUAAAUUUACAAACCUAAA